Messenger RNA from Penicillium atrosanguineum, 450 nucleotides. Its product is annotated as calmodulin. The record is from RefSeq and is a predicted model, not a curated record. Gene Ontology annotation, cellular component: central plaque of spindle pole body. Gene Ontology annotation, biological process: spindle pole body organization. The transcript has 6 exons. Gene Ontology annotation, molecular function: calcium ion binding; enzyme regulator activity. Bases 1 to 450 code for a protein of 149 amino acids. NCBI's taxonomy places the organism in Eukaryota, Fungi, Ascomycota, Eurotiomycetes, Eurotiales, Aspergillaceae.
AUGGCCGAUUCUCUGACCGAAGAGCAAGUCUCCGAGUACAAGGAGGCCUUCUCCCUUUUUGACAAGGAUGGCGAUGGCCAGAUUACCACCAAGGAGCUGGGCACUGUCAUGCGCUCUCUGGGCCAGAACCCUUCCGAGUCUGAGCUGCAGGACAUGAUCAACGAGGUUGACGCCGACAACAACGGCACCAUUGACUUCCCCGAGUUCCUUACCAUGAUGGCUCGUAAGAUGAAGGACACCGACUCUGAGGAGGAGAUCCGCGAGGCAUUCAAGGUUUUCGACCGCGACAACAACGGCUUCAUCUCGGCUGCUGAGCUGCGCCACGUUAUGACCUCCAUCGGCGAGAAGCUGACCGAUGACGAGGUGGACGAGAUGAUCCGCGAGGCGGACCAGGAUGGCGAUGGCCGGAUCGACUACAACGAGUUCGUCCAGCUCAUGAUGCAAAAAUAA